Messenger RNA from Cyprinus carpio (common carp), 1480 nucleotides. RefSeq lists its product as uncharacterized. The record is from RefSeq and is a predicted model, not a curated record. Bases 113 to 1480 code for a protein of 455 amino acids. Lineage: Eukaryota; Metazoa; Chordata; Actinopteri; Cypriniformes; Cyprinidae. The transcript is spliced from 15 exons.
CAAACAUUUACUCUGCUGUGAACAGCUGACCAUGUAAAGACCCAUAUAAGCAAGAGUCAGACAAGGAGGGCCAUUUCAUAUGCACACAGGAUCAAAAAGAUAAAACGGAAACAUGAAUAAGGUUUUGGCCGUCUUAAGUUUAACUGCAUGUCUCUGCUGCUGUGGAGUGCAGAGUGCUAGACUAUCAUUUUAUGGCUUAAGACAACAAAUGAUCAACUCUGGGACUGUAGUCUUUUUAGACAUCGUGGAGAAAGUCAGAAACACUACAGAGAAAUUACUGCGAGAUGAUCAGUUCAAAAAAUCAAGGAUUUCUGUCCAAGGAUACAUGAAAUCCUUAAGAGAAUUUGCCAAACCGCUGAACACUACUGAGAGUACUAGAGGGAGCCAGGAUAAUUCUGUUAUAUUGCCACAUUUCUUUGACAGAUAUAAAAAGAUUUACCAUGAGACCUUAAAAAACGGGACCGUGGUGGACAUCUGGAAUGAAGUGGAGUCAAACUAUCUUCCAGGAGCUCCUCCAAUCUACAGUAAACCCAUGCAGUUCUUCAGUCACCUUCUGGCCAAGGCAGUGGUGAAGUCCCAGCUGGUGAACAUGCUUGAAGCUGGGGUAGAUACUGUUAUGGAGAUCGGAAAAAUAAAUUUUAACCAACUUCAUGAGGACAUGCAGAUGGUUUUGGAUCAAAUCAGACAGAAAGCCUUUGAAAUUUCAAUUUUGGAAAGACAAAAAGAGAAGAAUGAUUUCCUUAUAUCAUUAAGAACUGCAUCUGGAGUAAUUGUUUUUUACUGGGAUAAAGUUUUAGAACACACUGAAAGCCCAUCAUUCCAUGCAAAAUACUUGGAUUCCAGGAAGCAAUGGGCAGAGCUAACUGAGUUGAGAAAGCCAAGUGAGACACAUUUGUUUUUAGACGAUGCUGUAAGGAGGAUUUUUUGGUUAGUGAUUGAAAUGUAUUUUGGUGAAUUCUUUGCAUCUCAGGAAUAUCAUAGUCUUGGAAAUGCAGCUCUUGGUUUGGACAGAUUCAAUCAGUCCAACUGGGCUGUUGUCAAAAGCGCUGUCAUAUACUCUCUUCCUGUAUAUGAAAAACUGACUAAGCUCGGCUUUGGGAUUUCUGAGAUCAACAGGUUUCUUCUCAGACUUAACCGAAUAGCCCUUAGUCUUGAAGGGGAAGAUAGACCCAGACAUUGGAACAGUCCCAGCAUUGUUGAGAGCAUCCCUGCUUUUAUUUUGUUUUCACUUGGUUUAGCCGCUGAUAAGGAGAAAAGGAAUAGCAAGGACAACCAACUAUUACUGCCUUUGCGAGUAAUUAGGACAGAAUUUCUAGAGUUCUGGAGCUUUAUUCUCACAUCAAGAAAUUACGGAUAUUGGAAUGAGACUGAAUGCCAGCAAAUACAGAGCAAAUGGAAUCAUAUAAGUAACAUCAUCAAUAAUGAGUUAUUAAAAAGUAACGCAUUUACUCGAAAGCAGCUUGAAGAAGCACCAAAGUAA